ACAGACCACUUCACACGUGAUGGAGGCUGUCGGAACCCGGGGACGGUUCGGCUGAUCCACGAUACGUCGUGUCCGAUCCGUACGUCCAAGAUGUCGGUGUCCGGUAUGAAGAAGCAGCUGCACAAAGCCAGCCAGCUGCUGAACGAGAGGCUGAUGGGAGCUGAAGGAACCAAGAUGGACGAGGACUUUGUGAGGAUGGAGAAGAGUGUUUCUGCGAUCCAGACCCUCCUGCUGGAGCUGCUGUCCAGAACCACCCAGUUCCUGCAACCAAACCCAGCGCACCGAGCCAAACCGAGCAUGCUCAACACCGUGUCCAGGAUUCGAGGCCAGGGGACGUCCGCAGGUUACCCGCAGGCAGAGGAGGUGCUGGGAGGACGAAUGGUGCUGUCCAGCCAGCGGUUUGGACCCGCGUCUGAGUUUGGUGCAGCUCUGGCCCGAGUGGGGGAAGCUCUGCAGCAGGUGGGCCGGGCCAGGGACGCGAUGGACACUAAUGUCCAGUGCAACUUCGUUGACCCCCUGCAGGACCUCCACAGCACACAGCUGAGGGACAACAGGUUUCAGCUGAAAAAGCUGCACAGCCGGCGGCUGGACUUCGACUACAAGAAGAGACAGCGAGGGUCCAUGCCAGCGGAGGAGGUCCGACGGGCCUGGGACAAGCUGGUCACUUCCAAGGAGCAGGCAGAGAGGAGCAUGUUCGUCCUGCUGCACAAUGAUCUUCCUCUGCAGAUGGAUCUGAUCUGUUGUCUGGCUGCUCUGGUCUCAGCUCUGCUCAACUUCCCCCGCGACGCCCAUCGCACCCUGCUGGACCUCCAGGACCACCUGCAGGCCCGGCUGACGGCUGCCAGUAACAAAGCAGAGCAAGGGUUCAGACGCAGAAAGAUCCGAGUCAGAGGCGAGUGGACCAGCGGCGUCAGGUUCCUCCAGCCGCCGCCUGCUUCGUCCUCAGUGGUGCCGUCCAGACCAGGCAGCCCUGUCUCCGUCCACCCUGACAGUCAGCUGAUCCUGGACCAGCCCUGCUGCAGAGCCUUGUACUCCUUCCGCCCGAACCAGGACAGUGAGCUGAGCUUCAGUGAGGGUGACGUCAUCGUGCUCAGUUGUCAGGUGGACGCUAACUGGUACCAGGGUGAGCUCCAUGGUCGAUCCGGACUCUUUCCUGUCAGCUAUGUGGACGUGCUGGUUCCUCUGCCGUUACCAUAACAACACAGGUCAGACACAGCCUGACUUGUAAGUAUUUGGGACAGUGACAGAGGUGAAGCCCUGAGCUGCUGCUGAUCAGAUCUGGGGCCUGUAGAUCUGGCUGCGUUAAACAUGGACAGGAAGGCCACAGUCUCCACUGUGGAGAACUUUAGCUUCUGAAUUCAGAGUCUCGCGCCCAAGUGUUUUUUCUCUUCAAAGCUUUAGAUGCAUUGUUGAUGUUUUCCAAUUUUGCACAUUAGCAGAAGAAACAGAGUCAGUUUCAACAGAAUGAAUGAAUGAAUUGGUAGAAUGAAGGUCCCACCUGCAAAAAAGAACAUGUGAUGUAGAUGGACGGAAGCUACACUGACUCAACACACGCGUCUUGUGUUUCAUUAGUUUUUCCUGUUCCAUUUCUGGAAUAUAUUUACCAAAAGGGUUGAACUGCCUCUUUAAUUAAAAUGACUCCCCACAGACUAAGUGCACAAAUAUAAUAAAGCAUAGACUCUACAUACAACUAGUAGCUUUACAUUUUAAAUCAGUUUGCUUACAUUUAAUGAAAUGUGUGUGCUGACUGUGUGGUUUGAACGUUUAUGACUUCACGAGUCACAGAAAUGUCCCAGUGCUGUUAUUCAAAGAGCUGAGCUGUUUGUUGUAAAUAAACAGGAAUCACUGAA
Messenger RNA from Betta splendens (Siamese fighting fish), 1850 nucleotides. It is a transcript of the gene sh3gl3b, whose product is annotated as SH3-domain GRB2-like 3b. NCBI's taxonomy places the organism in Eukaryota, Metazoa, Chordata, Actinopteri, Anabantiformes, Osphronemidae. Gene Ontology annotation, cellular component: cytoplasm. Gene Ontology annotation, molecular function: protein binding. The coding region runs from base 91 to 1197 and encodes 368 amino acids. The transcript has 10 exons. The record is from RefSeq and is a predicted model, not a curated record.